This is a messenger RNA of Perca flavescens (yellow perch), 1733 nucleotides long. RefSeq names its product transmembrane protein 109. Gene Ontology annotation, biological process: intrinsic apoptotic signaling pathway in response to DNA damage by p53 class mediator; cellular response to gamma radiation. NCBI's taxonomy places the organism in Eukaryota, Metazoa, Chordata, Actinopteri, Perciformes, Percidae. The record is from RefSeq and is a predicted model, not a curated record. The transcript has 4 exons. The coding region runs from base 834 to 1652 and encodes 272 amino acids.
UACCCCUCCUCUUCCUCUUUCUCCCUGAGAAUUCAGACAUGUUUGCACACUGGGAGCUGUCGUCAGAUACGCUGGAAGGAAGGGAGCGUCAUGUGGGGACAGCGACAAGGGAGUGCGUUUUUUUUUAGAGGUUGUGCAACGUAAUCCAUCUCGGAAGAGUAUUUGAUGCAAGCUCAGAAACAAAGGAGCACCAAACUUGGCUGGUGUGGAGCUCAGCGCCGAAAUAAGAAGCUUUAAGACUCGUGGUCAGCGCAACGACACCGCGUUUCUACCGUUUUCUUUUACGCGCAAAACUACAAUAAAUAAAACUUUAGAAGGCAUUUCUGCACUAUAUCUUUUUUUUAAUUACUUUAUGUUGCAUGUGGCGAUCAAAUAUCUCAAUCGCUGCUGGAUCUUAAGCCUUUAACUCUUUCUAACCAAAUAUAGCCACUGUUAAUGCUGGAGUGUCCUUGACGGAACUGAGCGCUCCUAAAUUGGAUAUUUGCAUCGCUGCCAAAGUCUAUAAUUACAUUUUCAGAUCAUUUUGAGUCGUUACGGUGUGUGUGUUUUUUUUUUUAACCAAAACAUUUGAUCUAAUUCGUAAAUUGGACACUUAUUCAGUUGGUGUGGUAAUUUAGAAGCUGGCGCGGUUCUUAACAUUUUUCUGCCUAUUGUAAACUGCAGCGUUCGUGUUAAAAAAAAAAAACCAACAACCUCGUAACCCGAUGACUGCUCUCAACAGAAGCCAUUUUUAAGUCUUUGAGUUACAUUCAUUGAACACGAGCUGCUCAACCUGGUCUGGGCGGCAGCAUUUUUAGCACAUUUUUUUCUCUAUUGUUUUCAAAUCCGUUACAAUGCCUUUCUGUGCGUCUGGCUCUGGGCGCGGCGGAUCUGCCAUGGCUCGGCUUUUCCUCACCACCUAUGUGUUAGUGCUGGCGUUUUCGGUGGACUGGGCUAAAGCUGAGCCGGAAAAACCGACCGGGGAGAGCCCACCGGCGGUCACUCUCCGUACUCUUAUCAUCGGAACCUGCCAGGAGAUCCAGCGGUACGCGGAGUCAGUGGUGGGGAGCGGUGUGGUCCGGUCAGCUGCUGAGAGUGCAGUGUUGUUUCUUGAGUCAUUGCUUGGUCAGGAGAACAUCUAUACAGUGGCCAUGUUUUUUGAGAUGGUGAUCCGAUUCCUCGCUGAAGGAGCUGCAAGCGGCCUUAACGUCAUCGCUGUUUAUGUCACCGAGAUUCUCAGGGUCACAGGAUUCGAUGUUGCACUGACAUUGCCCCGCUUCACUCCAGAGGGUGUUGCCGCCAUUGCCCAGUGGGGUCUGGUGGCUCUGAUUGGCUACUGGAUGCUGACAAUCAUUCUCCGUCUGCUGAUUGGCGUGGUGAAGCAGGUGUUCUGGGUGGUGAAAACCGUCUUGGCGCUCUGGCUUUUCGGACUGAUCGUGACUGACAAGCAUGCCACUGCAGACAUCACGGCGGUUCGACUGGGCGGCCUGGUGCUGGGAUGCGUCCUGUUGACUCUGCUCACUUGUUCCUCUGAAAAGACUUGUGCAGUGGAGCAGCGGCUGAGCUGCUUGGAGGGCCGGGUGAAGGUAGUAGAGAAGAGGAAGGGAAUAGUGACCGGAGAGGUUGCAGGGAAAGGAGUUAAGAUGGACAAAGGUGAUGGUAAUGUUAGUUAAGAAAACUGUAACAUUGAUGGUUCGUAUGUGUGUCAAACUAUUAUGGGAAAUAAAGUAAUCUCUGGGAUUUUUAAUCAGAAA